CGCGGGGAGGGUCGCGCCGGGGGCCGCGGAGCUGCGGCGGCGGGCGGCGCCCCAGGGAGCCGAGGGACCGUCAUGUCGCGCUACACCAGGCCCCCCAACACCUCGCUCUUCGUGCGGAACGUGGCAGACGCCACCCGAAAAGCUAAAGCAGUCCACAGUAGCUGGCAAUCGCCCCCCAGUUUGAACCAACCUGUUAGCUAGAAUCCAAGCCUAAACCCAGCAGGAAAGACAAAAGGCACCUAAAGGCCACGCAUCAAGGAGGAAAGAGGGAGGGUGGACACAGAUAUAAAGCCCUGGAAGAGGGGAAGUCUUUACCAAGCAAAAGACAAUGCCAGCACCAGGCUGAGACUUCGGCUUUCCUACAUUUACUCAGAGAUCCAGAGUCAAAGCCAAGUCUGAUUUUGUUGGUUCUGCGUCUCUUAUAAAGUCCAUCUUGCAAGCCUUAAAGAGUAAAGGUCAAGGUUCAAGAUCAAGUGACAUUGAGUGUCCUUAACAGCUAGUCAUAUUUGAAGAUGUCCGAGAUGCUGAAGAUGCUCUUUAUAACCUCAACAGAAAAUGGGUAUGUGGCCGGCAGAUUGAAAUACAGUUUGCACAAGGGGAUCGCAAAACACCAGGUCAGAUGAAAUCAAAAGAACGUCAUCCUUGUUCUCCAAGUGAUCAUAGAAGAUCAAGAAGUCCCAGCCAGAGGAGAACUCGAAGUAGAAGUUCUUCGUGGGGAAGAAAUAGGAGGCGGUCUGAUAGCCUUAAAGAGUCUCGGCACAGGCGAUUUUCUUACAGCCAGUCUAAGUCUCGCUCCAAAUCACUUCCAAGGCGGUCUACCUCAGCAAGGCAGUCAAGAACUCCAAGGAGAAAUUCUGGUUCUAGAGGGCGUUCAAGGUCCAAGUCCUUACAAAAAAGGUCCAAGUCAAUAGGAAAAUCACAAUCAAGGUCACCUCAAAAGCAGACUAGCUCAGGAACAAAAUCAAGAUCCCAUGGAAGACAUUCUGACUCCAUAGCAAGAUCCCCAUGUUGUAAAUCUCCCAAAGGGUAUACCAAUUCUGAAACUAAAGCACAAACAGCGAAACACUCGCAUUUUCGAUCACAUUCCAGAUCCCGGAGUUACCGUCACAAAAACAGUUGGUGAACAACAAAAGCAGAAAACGACAUAGUCUUUAAUAUAAGUUAUUGAACUUCUCAUUAUGUUAAAUAAAAAUUAUUCAAGGCUUACAGAAAAUGUGAGUUGAUAUUAGUUACUUCGGGCAUGUGCAAGAAAUAAUACUUCUCUAACUUUGGAUUAACAAAGAUUUAGUCUCAAGGCCCCACACCACAAAUUAUGAGAUGUCUAAAUGUCACCAUUUUAUGGACCAUUUUUUGUUCACAUUGUCGCAGAAGGUGCUUUUCAAGGAACAUAAGUAAAAUUAGUCUAGAAAAUUCUAAAUUCUUGGAUGUUAAGUACUAGUCAUUUUAGUAUGUUGUACAAAAAUAUUUACUUUAAAGCACUUUAAUUUCCUGUACAAAGUAAUUAUGACUUAUAUUGCAUAGGACCUAUUCAAGCUUUUGACACUCUUGUAUCUUCUGUUUAAACUUGAGCCAAUUUUGACCAAUAUUACAUCACAUUCCAAAGU
This is a messenger RNA of Sorex fumeus (smoky shrew), 1604 nucleotides long. RefSeq names its product serine and arginine rich splicing factor 12 (gene SRSF12). The record is from RefSeq and is a predicted model, not a curated record. NCBI's taxonomy places the organism in Eukaryota, Metazoa, Chordata, Mammalia, Eulipotyphla, Soricidae. Gene Ontology annotation, molecular function: RNA binding. The transcript has 5 exons. Bases 620 to 1123 code for a protein of 167 amino acids.